This is a messenger RNA of Diabrotica balteata, 2888 nucleotides long. The record is from the annotation of a GenBank genome assembly. NCBI's taxonomy places the organism in Eukaryota, Metazoa, Arthropoda, Insecta, Coleoptera, Chrysomelidae.
UGCAAUUUUGCAAGUGCGGUUUGCAUCUAUGAUUCAUAACAUGCAAUUUGUUAGUCAAUUAGAGAUAAAGUGGUAGAUAAGAUUUAUACAUUAUGAGAAAAUGCGGAAAUUAAAAAAUGUUACUCCUGAUAAACUUACAAUCAUAUAUUGUUGAUUAUUAUUCUAAGCAAAAAGCAUUGAAUAUCAUGGAGGAUAAAUCUACAAAUCAACAUCUACAAGUGGCAAAAAGUAAAUUUGUUCAUAUAAUUCAAAGACCAGAAAGUGUACCGCCACCACCGAUUGGACCAGAUAGGCUACCCUUUCCUUUUCCAGUUUAUGAAAAUCCAGAUUAUACACAAGAUAGUGUGGAAUCACUGCUAGAACAACUGCCUACAAAAGAUGUUAAAAAUAUUUGUUUAAACCUCAAAAUUGAAGCCAACACUACCAAAUAUAAGAUGAUAGAAUCUUUAUUACAUAGAUGUAGACGGCAGCCCACCCUUCGCGGUAUUAAGUCUACGAGUAAUAUUAUCUUGGAAGAAAUAAUCAAGAAGAUGGGGAUGUAUGCUGUAAGGAUUAACGACUCAUUUAGAAAACAUAUUAAUCACGUUUACCUAUUAGCAACAUUCACUAAUACAAGAUUUCAAAACAUUGAAGAUUUCCUACAAAGGGAUUUAAAACGCGAUUUUCCAGAUUUCGAACCUGAAAACUAUAAAGUUUUCAGUGAUAGAGAAGAAUUUCUGAGAUAUGCAGAUGCAUGUGAGCUCAAAAAAACUGUAGAAGCGACUAAAGCUCAUGAUACUUUACUACUACAAGAAAUUGGCAAGAACGUUCAUGAAACUUUAAAGACUUUGAAACGAACUAACGACGAAAUAUAUCUCAACGCACCACAUCUAAAACGUUUUACUGCCGAGUCAGUAUACUGUGGAAUUUUAACCAAUAUUUGUGAAACAUUAAAAACCAAAUACGCCGACAAAGUCCAAGAAUUUUUAAAAUUUCUGAUCGAAAAUUUUCCACGGUCGCACAGAAUCGGUACUUGGUAUAUACUUUUGUGUGACAUAUUUAUUUCCCGCAAUUUGUCAAAAGAAGCUGUGAAUACUAUUAUAACAGCACUCAGUACUAAAAAAGAAUAUAUUUUGGAGUAUCAGAUUUAUGAAUUUGCACAUAAGGCGCAACGAAUAAAAAAACGUAGAAGCGUUGAUCAAUAUUAUCAUGAUCAACUUGUGGGAUUAUUAGUUGAUCCUAUUCAUUUAGAAUACUUUCCCCAAGAUGUUGUAGAUUCCAAAGCAAUUAGGAUUGACCAACCUGGGAGAAAGCGACUCUAUGAAAUACACAAUUCAGAUGGUAGUAAAACCUAUAAAACUGUAGAACAAGUUGCACAAGACUAUUAUGUUGAAACAUGUGGUUAUACCGAUGGCAUACAUUGUGAAGGCAAUGUUAUAAUGAAUUCGUUCACGCUUUUCUUCUGGGAAAUUAUUUAUAGCCAAAAUCCGAUCAUCCCGGGUACUUUUGUAUCUAAAUAUCAAGAAGUACCCCUUGAUAUGUAUACCACUGAUUUCUACAAAAAUCGGAAACAACUAAUUGACCAAAGAUUGAAGGAUAUAGCUGAAGGUUGGACAUAUAAAGAACAUAUUCAAAACGCUACAGAGUACUGGUAUAAAUAUUCACACUUAUCAGGAUUGUGUGGUCCAAUAUGUGAGACUCUAGAUAUCAAAUUCCUUAAAAUAAUUGUGGAUUGCAUCGGAAGAAAAAUACUCUCUAAAAUUUAUGAAAGACUGGUUAAAGAUAUACAUCAGUACCAAAGUGGAAUGCCAGAUUUGUUUUUAUGGAAUGUAGACGAAAAAAAGGCCAAAUUUGUUGAGGUUAAAGGGGAAAAAGAAAGACUCUCGAUGAAGCAGCAAUUGUGGUUGAAGUAUUUAGUGGAGAUUGGAGCAAACGUAGCAGUUUGUCACGUACAUUCUAGAGGAUCUAAGAGAAAAUUGGACGAUAACGAAAUGACCACUAACGAACAUACCAAUAACACAACCGACAAAAUCAAUAAAUAAAGUAAGAAAAAAGAAGAAUAUUCAUAUAAUUUAUUACGCACUUAUUGUUAUUCAGAUAUUUCAUUUAAUGUCUGAAUUGGAAAAAAGUGGAAAACAUAUAAAGUGACUAGUUAAACCAAUGAUAUAAAAAGGGCACAUUGCAUGACAUUGUUAAUUAUAUAACGAUAUGUACAAAAUGGGUUUGAACACUAGAAUAUGUUUAAAUAUUGUAUAUCGUGAUGUGUCAUGACUUCUUUGGCAUAUCGCAUUUUUGAUAAUUUUAGUGCUUCAACCUUCAGGCUGUGAUGUUCGCUAUUUUUUAAGUAUUUUAAAUUUAAAUAAUAUUACGUGUAGUCGAACCACUGAGAGAAUAUCCAUGCGACACGGACAUGCAUUAUUUCUUUUCUAAAGUCCGUUGCACGUCAUCAGUGAGAUUUUUUUAUUCAAUUUACCGAAAAAUCAUUUGUUUGUUACUCAAAACCAAUAAUUUACAUUAUAUAGCAUUAACAGGUUGACUGCCAAGCUUAUUUAGUACUAUUUGCCAUUAUGUAUUUGUGAUCCAUAUUGGUACAUAGCACUAUUUGCCAACAGCAAAGGUUAGAUUAAUAAUAUAAGUAACAAUAAAGUGUAUGUGAACACAUACCUAAAUUGGAUAAAAAGGCCAAAGAAAGUGUAUUUAUUGACAAAGAAAUACUAAAAUAAAUAAAAAGUGCCUAAAUUACCAUAUCAAUUUGAUACAAAGAAGCAAUGUCAUUACGAAAUAUGUAGAAGUGAUAUACACGCUGUAAAUCAAUUAUAGGCAAUAUAUAUUAUUUUAUAAAUUUUCUAAAGCCUUUAUUUUUUUAUAAACAAUGAUAUUUCUUUAUUAAAUAAAUAUAUUUAAUAAAU